Daphnia pulex (common water flea) is the source of this 2749-nucleotide messenger RNA. RefSeq lists its product as uncharacterized. The record is from RefSeq and is a predicted model, not a curated record. The coding region runs from base 314 to 1108 and encodes 264 amino acids. The transcript has 6 exons. Lineage: Eukaryota; Metazoa; Arthropoda; Branchiopoda; Diplostraca; Daphniidae.
UAAAAAAACUUCUAGGUUGUGUGAAUUUCACUUUAAAGAAGAAGACAUCGUAAAAGAAGAUAAAUUUAUCAUUGAUGGACAAGUGAAAUGUAUUCCACGACAAAAUUGGACAUUAAAAAAGGAUGCUUAUCCACAGAUUUUCCCAUUCACAGAUACAGUGCAGAGAAAACCACCAGCUGAAAGAAAGCCACUCAACGACACAACCAAUACUUACAAGGGACUAACCCCUUCCAGAUCAAGAACGAGUAAAGAAAAAUUAAGAAAUGAAGCUGGCUUCAAACCAACCAAGAAAGUGGUAACACACAUACAAGAAAUGAUUCCCAAAGAACCAAAUGAAGAAGCAGUUGAUGUAGACCCAUCUUUUGAAGCUAUUACUUGUCGUACUGUAGAAGAGAAUCCCCCACUCAUACAGCAGGAAAUUGAUAGCAUUAUUCUACCAUCAUCAUCUUGGAGAAGAGGAGAUUUUUCUGUCGAAGGUUGUAUUAAUUAUUUUGAAAUCCAAGAAAAAGAAAAAAGUGUUGCUAUACAAAAAAUAGCAUCUGUUGAUUUUAAAAAACGGACAUUCUCGCACACUAUACUCAAUCGUGACAUCACCGAAAUUGAGGGGAAAAACGGCGGUACUUUCACGUCAGUGGCAGAAGUAGAAGACAUGCUAAGAAAACUACAUGAAGCAAGAAUCUGCCCAGGAAUAGUAAACAAUCCUGAAAAGUAUCCCCAACAAAAUUCUGGAUUGGUUCGUAAUGGGAAAUUGGUUGAUGGAAUUUGGAGAGCUUAUAAUUGUAGUCUUCUUCUAUCUGAUACUGACACAACCAACAAAUGCACCUGUUGCAAAUUUCUACAUAAGGCUUUGCAGAUGCAAAUGAAAAGGAUGAAGACGCUGAAGAUGCAUACAAAAGUUAAUCACAAGUAUUUAACCAUGAAGCAGCUGUCCCACAAAGUAGCUGCUAAAGCCGAAAAUGAAGCAAGGCGAAAAUCUAUACUGAAAAAGAAAAAAGAAGAGAUAGCAGCACUGAAAGCAGAGAUAAAAGACAUGCGCAUGCAGGUUGCAACAUUGAAGAACGACGAAAUAAAUGUUAUAUUAGACAAGAUUAAUGAUGAAAAGGUAUAAGAUUUGUUGAAUUCUUCCCAUUUUAACUAGUGAAGUCUAUUGCUUCUAUUUGUCUUAUGCCUUCGUUUUUACAUUUUCUAUUAAUUUUACGGUAGUAACAAAACAACCAGUAACUACUAACAACCUAAACAUGUUACGGUUAUUUCCAUACAGCCCAAAACAAUCCAUGUUCCCCUAUCCGACAUUCCUUAAAUCACCAUGAGUUUGUAUGUGAACAUAGUGCUGUAGUGACCCCAUAGUGACGCCUAUAUGACGAAUUUUUCUUUUUUUAUACUGAAAAAGUAUGUAGUAUAUUCAACAAUUCUGUAUCCCCUAGCAUUCACCUACACAUUCCCAACAUCUCCCAUAAAUAAGUAUCGGAAGUACAUCACCUAUUUUACAAAUUAUACUUGCGUACUGAUUAAUUCAACUAUUUUAGAAAGGUAAACUUAACUUUAACGCACUUUUUUGUCAUUUAUAGGAAAAAUUGGUUGUGAAAACGAUUAUCGCUAAAUCAAGAUGUAAAGAUAAGUACAAUAAGGAUAUGCGUUUCGAGAUGGAAUGGCUCUUGGAAUGUCUUUUGAUAAGAGUGAAGAGUCCGGCAACGUACGAACAUCUCAGAGUAAAUAACAUCCUUCCUCUUCCCUCGAAGGACACUUUAAGAAAGAUGAUAAGUAGUCUGUCACCGGAAUUCGGUUUUAAUGACUUCGCACUACAGUGCAUAAGAAGAAAUUUGAAGAAUAAGUCGCUACCUGAACGAUAUGGAUCACUCAUGUGGGACGAGAUGUCGAUCACACAGGAUUUGCAUUUUGACAAACAUACCUUUAAAUUUAAAGGAUUUACUUAUCUACGUGCCGAUCCUUCAGAUAUUGAGGAAGAAGAUAGCAACAUUUCUGCCCUGGACGAUUCUUGGAAGGAAGAAGAAGAAAAUUCCGUCCCCUUAGAGACCCCAGAGUUAGCCGACCACGCUUUAGUUAUCAUUUUUCGACCCUUCAAAGAAAGAUGGAUUCAACCGAUAGGCGUUUUUGCGUCCAAAAAUGCCGCAUCUGGCACUCAAUUGCAUAAGCUAAUAUUAAAAGCAAUUAUUUUAUUGGAAGAAUGCGAUGCACGAGUACUAACAACCGUAUGUGAUGGAUCGCAACCAAAUAAUACGGCUUGGAAACUAUUUGGAAUUUUUGGAUGUAACUCCGAUACAGCUGCGUUAAAUCACAAAAUGAAGCAUCCAAAGGCUGAUGGUGAUAUUUAUUUUUUGCGAGAUGUUCCACAUCUCUUUAAAUGUAUCCGGAACCACAUUUUUAACCACAAGGAAGUCCAGGCUUCUGUGAAAACAAUAAGAUACUCUGAUCUUUUGAAUUUAUUUCAAAACGACGUAAAAAGAGGAAGCACCGGAUUAAGUGUAGUGCCAAAGUUAAGACCAGUGCAUCUGUCCCCGAAUAGUUUUCAAAAAAUGAAUGUCAAGCUGGCUGUACAGGUUCUUUCCAAAUCAGUAGUUGAUGCUCUUCAGCUAUACCGGACACAUGAGAACGAGGAAUUGUCUGCCCAAUUUUCUGGUACAGAACCAUUGGAGAAUCUUUUUAGACAACUGGAUGAAUCUUUUGACGUUAUGAAUGCAAGGUGUCCCAUUGAUGGAAUUACACCGAGAAAUUGGAAUGGAUGAGAAUG